GAUUAACUACCGUCUAAACAUGGCGGCUCUUACGAAAAUUAAUAAGUUACCGAUUUUAGUGAUAUUGGGGGCGACAGGAACGGGAAAGUCCAAAUUAGCUUUGCAGUUAGCCAAAACAUUUAAAGGGGAAAUAAUAUCUGCCGAUUCAAUGCAGGUUUACAAGGGGUUAGAUGUUGUAACUAAUAAAGUUACAUUAGAAGAGCAAUUGGAGGCCCCUCACCACAUGAUUAGCUAUGUUGAAAAACCGUGGCUGAAACAUACAGUUACGCAAUUCAGGGAUAAAGCAAUACCCAUUAUUGACAAACUACUGCAGGAGGAUAAGAUUCCAAUAAUAGUCGGUGGAACAAACUAUUAUAUAGAGGCACUCUUGUGGGACUUUUUAGUCGAUGUUCCAAGUGUAUGUUCCGAGGCAAGUUCCAGUGAAUCAGACGAGGACGAUUUGCAUAGUGCAUUAAUGGAAGCAGACCCCGAUUCAGCUAAGAAAAUUCAUCCUAACGACAAGAGAAAGAUUAAGAGAGCAUUAGAAGUGUUCAGAAAUAGUAAAACAAAAUUGAGUACAUAUCAUUCAAAUCAGCAAAGAGAAAGUGGGAGUCAUAUCAGUGGUCGUCUGAAAUAUGAAAAAAUUUGCUUAAUUUGGGUCAAAUGCGAUCAGACAGUAUUAGAUGCAAGAAUAAAUUCUAGAGUCGAAUUUAUGAUUGAAAAUGGAUUAAAACAGGAAUUAACAGAACUGUAUGAGGAAUAUAAGAGCCAAAAACAAGAUUACACUAUUGGUUUACUACAGGCUAUCGGCUUUAAAGAGUUUCAUAAAUAUCUUGCAUUGUCUGACAAUGAAAAAAAUACUCCUUUGGGAAUGGCAUUGUUUGACGAAGGAUCAGGAAAUCAGGUACCACCAGUUUUUUCGGUUGACUCAACUUUACCAGAAAAAUGGGAUGAAAACGUUUUUCAGCCGAGUUUUGAAUUAUUUCAUGCUGUUUUAAAGAGUGGCAACAUGCCUUUCGAACCAGAAAAAACUAUUGGAGAAAUCAGUGAAAAAAUAUACCAAGAAUGCGAAUUUUGUGAAGGAAGGGUGUUCUUGACAACUAAAGACUGGCAAGCUCAUUUAAGAAGUAAGUCACACAAAGCAGCAAAAAGAGGAUUUUUGAAGAAGUCAACUGAACCCUUAUUUGAAAAAGAUUAA
Dimorphilus gyrociliatus is the source of this 1177-nucleotide messenger RNA. The record is from the annotation of a GenBank genome assembly. NCBI's taxonomy places the organism in Eukaryota, Metazoa, Annelida, Polychaeta, Dinophilidae.